Megalops cyprinoides (Indo-Pacific tarpon) is the source of this 2205-nucleotide messenger RNA. It is a transcript of the gene slc33a1, whose product is annotated as solute carrier family 33 member 1. Gene Ontology annotation, cellular component: membrane. The record is from RefSeq and is a predicted model, not a curated record. Gene Ontology annotation, molecular function: acetyl-CoA transmembrane transporter activity. The transcript is spliced from 7 exons. The coding region runs from base 117 to 1748 and encodes 543 amino acids. Lineage: Eukaryota; Metazoa; Chordata; Actinopteri; Elopiformes; Megalopidae.
CUGCAUCGCUAGUCCAGUCAAAAGUUAAUAAACCAUCUGAUGUCAACGUUGAGAGAAAGCAGUUACGUGUUGCGUCUACCUAGGAGUACUAUUGAAUUGAUGUGGAGCGAAACAACAUGGAACAGGCUGAAACAGUCACACAUAAGAACGGGAGGCAAAGGAAGCCGAUUGUUUCAUGGGAUAUGAAAGAGGCAGACCGUAAUUACCCUUUGGACUUGGAAAUUGAAGAAGAAGCCCUAUUACAGAGCUUUGAUAAAGAGGAUGGACACCCUAAGGUGCGGCGUGGCAUCAGGGCAGAACUGGGGAAUGUGUCCCUGUUGCUAUUCCUCUAUGUGUUACAGGGAAUACCAUUGGGGCUAGCGGGGAGCAUACCCCUGAUCAUGCAAAGCAAGAAUGUCAGCUACAAAGACCAAGCCUACUUCAGCUUUGUAUUCUGGCCCUUCAGCCUCAAGCUGCUGUGGGCACCCCUAGUGGAUGCCUUGUACCUCCAGCAGUUUGGGCGCAGGAAAUCCUGGCUGGUCCCAACCCAGUAUCUCUUGGGCCUUUUCAUGCUCUAUCUGUCAGUUACGGUGGACUCGCUCCUGGAGGGAGAUGGGCGCAAGGGCCCGGAUGUUCUAACUAUCACGGCCGUGUUCUUCAUGCUGGCGUUCCUGGCCGCCACGCAGGACAUUGCGGUGGAUGGUUGGGCGCUGACCAUGCUGUCCCGGGAGAACGUGGGCUAUGCCUCCACCUGCAACUCGGUGGGACAAACGGCAGGCUACUUCCUGGGCAAUGUGCUGUUCCUGGCCCUGGAGUCAGCUGACUUCUGCAACAAGUACCUGAGAUUUGAACCCAAAGCCACAGGCAUUGUAACUCUCUCAGACUUCCUGUUUUUCUGGGGGAUCGUGUUCCUGAUUUCCACCACACUGGUGGCCGUCUUGAAGAGGGAAAACUUUAAGCAGGAGUCUAAGAAGAAGAGCAGGGAGGAGACGCAGGGGGUCAUGGAUACAUAUAGGCUGCUCUUCUCCAUCGUCAAGAUGCCCACGGUCUUCACCUUCUGCAGCCUCCUGCUCACUGCCAAGAUAGGGUUCUCUGCGGCCGAUGCGGUUACAGGACUGAAGCUUGUGGAGGCUGGGGUGCCUAAAGAGCAGCUGGCACUGCUGGCAGUGCCCAUGGUACCCCUUCAGAUCCUGCUGCCCCUCAUCAUUAGCAAGUACACUGCAGGCCCCCGGCCCCUUGACAUCUUCUACAAGGCCUUCCCCUUUAGGUUACUGAUUGGCCUAGGGUAUGCUCUGCUUGUGUGGUGGACACCCAGUGUGAGACAGGAGGGCGGGUUCCCUCUGUACUACUAUGUUGUUGUGCUGCUUAGCUACGCUGUGCACCAGGUGGCGCUGUAUAGCAUGUAUGUAGCCACAAUGGCUUUCCACGCCAAGGUCAGUGACCCUGUCAUUGGGGGGACCUACAUGACACUCUUGAACACAGUGACCAACCUGGGAGGGAACUGGCCCUCCACACUGGCACUGUGGCUGGUAGACCCUCUGACGGUUAAGGAGUGCCAGGGAGCAGCUGGGCAGAACUGUGGCUCCCCUGAAGAGGCAGGGCUCUGCUCUCAGCAAGGAGGGACCUGUGUAACUUCACUGGAUGGGUACUACGUUGAGUCAGUGGUGUGUGUUCUGAUCGGUUUUGGCUGGUGGUACUGGCUGGGGAAGAGGAUGAAGCGUUUGCAAGACGAGAGUCCCUCUGCCUGGCAGUGCAGAGCAGCCAAAUGACCCUGUACUGCUGUAUUUUGUCUCGGUUCAGGCUUCAUUCAAGACUCAAACCUUCUUGAUAUCCCUGCCCUGUCCGUCUGUUUCAGUAUGUUUCCUUUCAGUUUUUAUUUUUCUCUCGCUCUCUGGUCCUCCGUCUUUUUCCGUCUCUCUCAUUCCUCUGUCAAUUUUUGAGCUCCUCGUUCAGGCUUUAAUAGUGGUUAAACCACUACAAUACUGUGGCCCUUUUGGCAGACAAAGGGUUCAAUCUGCCUUGUGCUCACUGCUUUUCGCGUCCAUGUAACGCACUACUGCCCCAAAUGUUUCUCUUUUGAAAUGUUGGAAGGGGUGACUCAUCAGGCUGAAUAGAAAUGUGUCAGUAAACCAUUGAUUGGUAGUCUUGUUUGGUUGAUAUUUCCCCACUACUUGGCUGAAGAGCUUGUCUCUUCAACUACAUGUAACACACUCCAGAAGAUGUACA